AUGAUGAUGCGACUGGUUUUAUUCUGCGCCAUACUAAGCGUGUCGUUCGCAUAUUCUGGAUACAAACAAUACAUCCCUAAUGGUCGUAACGUGCCUAACCCCUGUCCACACGGCAAAGCCACGUGGAGUGCUGCAGGACACACCGAUUCUCAUGGAGGCGGCGCUAGGAAUCUGUUUGGAAUGGACUUUGCCUCUUCUGCGCAUGUCUGGACACAUGACUUAUGCAUGACCGACUCAGAUUUAGAUGGCAAGCGCAAUGGAGAGGAACUAGGGGACCCGCACUGUAAGUGGUCACCUGGCCAAACACCCGAUAGUGCUGCCACGGGUCAUCCAGGAAUCUGCGAACCGAUAAAUGACCCAAAAUGUCAGUCUGUUAAUCUUCACAUUGUUUGUUAA
Molecule: messenger RNA, 396 nt
Organism: Ylistrum balloti
Lineage: Eukaryota; Metazoa; Mollusca; Bivalvia; Pectinida; Pectinidae
Product: temptin-like
Exons: 3
Coding region: 1-396 (131 amino acids)
Source: RefSeq, a predicted model, not a curated record